Messenger RNA from Epinephelus moara (kelp grouper), 2458 nucleotides. RefSeq lists its product as uncharacterized. The record is from RefSeq and is a predicted model, not a curated record. The transcript has 27 exons. NCBI's taxonomy places the organism in Eukaryota, Metazoa, Chordata, Actinopteri, Perciformes, Serranidae. Bases 78 to 2330 code for a protein of 750 amino acids.
CAUCAGUGGCAGGGAGUGAAUCUUUUUACAGGCACCAGCACAAAGAAGAAAAGCAUCAGAUACUCAGCACAUCAGAUAUGAGUCUCCAGGUUUGCAGCUGUUGUGGCUGGUCCAAAGUCACAACCUACCAUGGCCUGAGAACUCACCAGGGGAAGAUGGGAUGCACACCGAGGGGUGUGACGGUGACAGAGAGUGAACAGCAGUUCAUGUGGGGUCAUGUGGAACUUACAAACAAUCAGAAGGACAUUGAGCUGGAUGUCUACGCCUCCAUCAAGACUGAUGCAGUAUACUACUAUUCAGACAUGGACCUCCAGGUUUGUCACUGUGGCUGGUCCAAAGUUACAACCUACCAUGGCUUGAGAACUCACCAGUGGAAGAUGGGAUGCACGCCAAAGGGAAUGAGGAUCCCGAAGAAAGAGCAAUAUGACUGGAACAAUCAGCCGGCUAAAGGAGAGACUGUCAAGAAGGAGAAUGUGCCACGGUCAUCAAGCACCAACAGCCAUACCGUCUCUGUAGCAAUAACAGGCAGAGUCAAGGUGGAAUACAACUCAUCGUUUUCAACUCCACAACACUCUUCCAAAAAAGCCACAAAGUCACGCAGUCAGCUGCAGGAUUUCUGUACCCUUCCACAGGGGAGGAGAUCAGACAGGGAGCCUCCAACACCAGCAUACCCUGAAACAGUGGUGCGACCUAAGAAGAAAGACAGGAGGGACCAAACAUUAUCAAAGUAUGAACAGUGGUUACAUGAGGGGAGGAGAUCAGACUGGGAGCCUCCAACACCAGCAUACCCUGAAACAGUGGUGCGACCUAAGAAAGACAGGAGGGACCAAACAUUAUCACAGGUAGCAGACAGUAAUGCAAGGACAGGGUAUUGGAGCACCAACAACUAUACUGACCCUCCAACAGCAGCAACAAUCAAGGGAGAACCCGAAUCACCAAUUCUUCAACGCUCUUCCAAGAAAGCCACAAAAUCAAAGUCAGGCCAUCAGCUGCAGGAUUUCUACACCCUUCCACAGGUGAAUACAUCAGUCAGGGAGCAUCCAACACCAACAUACCCAGUACCAGUAGAAGAAAGGAAGAAGAAAGAAAGGAGGGAACAAACAUUGUCACAGGAAUAUUGGAGCAUCAACAGCCGUAAGGACUCUGCAACAACAGCCACAAUCAAAGAGGAGCCGAAAUCACCUGUAGCAGUUUCACUGCAGUCUUCUCAAGCAGCCAAAAACUCAACGUCAGGCUAUCAGCCACAUGAUUUCUCCACUGGUGUGCAGAUGACUAAAUUGGGAAAGGAGCGUCCACCUAUUCCACCAAAGGUGAAGAUCAAGGAACUUCCAACAACCACACACCCAGCAACAGUAGUGCGACAUAAGGAACAGCGCAGGGAGGAUCAAACGUUGUCACAGAAUGUGCCAGUAUCCCGGAGCGUCAACUCUGCAACAGCAACCACAAUCAAGGAGAGGCCAAAAUCCCCUUUUUCAACUCCACAACAACCUGUCCAAAGAGUGACAAACUCAAAAGCAGUCCAGCAGCUGCAGGAGUCCUGCACUGGUUUGCAGGUCAAUGGAUCGGGCAGGGAGGUUUCAAGAACUCCUCUGGCCACAGUGGUCCAGCCUAAAGUGAAGGACAGGAAUGAUCAAACACCAUCACAGAGUGUCCCCGAUUCAACAAAUUCUGCAGCAGUAGAGGCCACAACUAAGAAGGAUCCCAAAUCAGUGUGUGAGACUGCGCAGCCUGAUUCCUCCACUGGACUGAAGGUGAAGGAACUGGCCCAGAUGUUUUCAGCUGCCACAACCCAGGAAGCAGCAGUCCGACCAAAGAAGAAACGCAGAGGGGAACAGAAUCUAUCACAGGUGAAGCUAUUAGCCCAGGAACUUUCAAAGGCCACCACAGUCAGGGUAACAGCAGUCCAACCAAAGGAGAAUGGCAAGGAAGAUCCAAAGCUGUCACAGGUACAGAAUGUACCCGAUUCAGAAAGUGUCACCACCCAGAUGAAUUCUGCUUCUGCAGAAACCACAAAUGAGGAGGAGGACAUAUAUUCUGCCGCUGGUAUGAAGGUAAAGGAACUGGCCCAGAUGUUUUCAGCUAUCACAACCAACAAAACAGCAAUCCAACCAAAGGGGAAACACAAGGGGGAACAAAAUCUCAUGCAGGCGAAGCCAUUAGCCCGGAAAGUUUCAGCUACCACAGCACAGGUAGCAGCAGUCCAGCCAAAGGAGAAAGACAAGGAGGAUCAGCAGGUGAGACCCACCGACGUAAAGCACAAAAUCCAGAUGAGAGAACCAAAGGUGGAUCAAGGCUCCAGAAACUGGAGAAAAUGUCCUCCAUUGAACUGAAAUGGAUUUCCAAGUUUGCAGUGGACGUAAAGCUGGACCCAACCACUGCACACAGAUGCCUUGUUUCUGCUGAUGGGAAGAAAGUGAGUAACGGAGGAGGGAACCAGGAAGCUCCUGGGAGGUUUGGC